Molecule: messenger RNA, 960 nt
Organism: Aspergillus puulaauensis
Lineage: Eukaryota; Fungi; Ascomycota; Eurotiomycetes; Eurotiales; Aspergillaceae
Exons: 1
Coding region: 1-960 (319 amino acids)
Molecular function (GO): NAD binding; oxidoreductase activity, acting on the CH-OH group of donors, NAD or NADP as acceptor
Source: RefSeq, a predicted model, not a curated record
AUGAGCACUGGUCCUCAUAUCGUGUGCCUCGAAGAGUGCCACUGUCCCAUCCCCAAGUUCCCAUUUCCACACACAUAUCGAGGCUAUACAUCAUCGACCCGCGAGGACGUUGCAACUCGACUCCUCGACGCCGACAUUGCAAUUACAACCAUCAUCCCAAUCUCAUGCGCCGUCCUCGACCAAUGUCCCCGUCUAAAAUGCGUCUACGCAAUGGCGACCGGAACUGAAUGGGUUGAUCUCGAGGGCUUCCGCAAACGCGGCGUCACAGUCAUUCGGGCGCCCCAGUCCAACGUGGAUGCCGUGAGUGAGCAUGCCAUGGCAUUAUAUCUUGCAUCGCGUCGCAAAAUUGUUGAAAUGCAUAAUCGGUGCAUGAGAUCGAAUGAAUAUGCAGAGAAAGGCACAUUGACUCAUUAUUUCCCUGCGCCUCCGCCUUCGUGUUCUUCCGAGACCCUGGUAAUCAUCGGGUAUGGAUUUCUCGGGAAAAAGGUCGAAAAAAUAGCCAGCGCUCUCGGUAUGCGGGUUAUCAUUGCAGACCGGAAAGGGACGCCGAGGGAAACUCUGCGAGAAGGACGUAUGGAGUUCGAGGCUGCUCUGAAGCAGGCAUCGGUGGUCAUCGUGACGAUUGCGAAAACUCACGACACGAUUGAUCUUAUCGAUGAGAAGGAGUUGAGGAUGAUGCGGAGGGAUGUCAUUGUGGUCAAUGUAUCUCGCGGGGGCAUUGUCAAUGAGAAGGCGCUCAUUUCUGCUCUUCGUCAAGGCGAAAUUGGAGGCGCUGCUACGGAUGUUUUCCAGAAUGAACCGCCACAGCGAAACACCUCGCUACUGUAUGAGGAUAUCCCGAACCUCACUGUUUCACCACAUCUUGCGUGGUACUCGGACCAGACUAUUCGGAAUCUUCAGGAUCUUCUUGUUAGAGGGCUGGAUGCCUACCUAAGAGGAUCACCUAUAAAUACUGUCUAG